AUGACCGGACUUGAUGUGUCAGUGCGCCAGGCGAUCCGCUUGAACGAUGUGGCAUUAGUCCGACGACUUCUACAACAUCAUCCCCGAUACCUCCACAAUCCUGACUUUGCGGACAAGAGCAACACAUCGUUGCACCUUGCUGCUCAAUAUGGCUUUGAAGAAGUUGCAGAACUCUUGAUCUCGCUGGGUCAUGACAGUACUCAUCCCGUACUAGACUGGAUUUACAGUAACAAUGGAAACAACCUAGGAAUAUCGGUAAACACGGAUGGGCAGACACCUCUACAUCUGGCCGCCACCUACUCCCAGGCCGCAGUUGUCGAGCUUCUCUGCCAGCACUUCCCUCAAACCGUGAUGCGCCGUGACUACAAAGGACAGACCCCUCUUCACCUCGCGUCUUCCUCCCAGAGCUUGCCUAGGCUCUUCGAGAGCCAGAUCUCGAAGCCAACAGGCCACUCACCCGAGGACAACGGUACUAUCGACGCGCUCAUCGCACACGGAGCGGACGUGACCGCGCAGGAUAAUCAAGGGAACACAUGCUUGCACAAUGCAAGUGCUUGGGGAAAUCUCAAGGCUGUCCGGGCUCUGAUCCAAGCCGGCGCAGAUCCAUUGCGUAAGAAUAAGGCUGGGUGGACGCCCGAGUACUACAGUAUAACGGUGCAGGCAGAGGUAUACUACCGCAACCUCGUUGCCGAAUGGGAAAAGAGAAAGGCCGAAGAUGAGAUUCGUACAAAUGAGAGACGAGCUAAGGGAGGUGGUGCCGUGCGACUUGUUCCCCAAGACAACGACAGCGAAGAAGACACUUCAGACCUGGGAAGGGGCCGAGCGAGCAGCGCGAGAUCCCAGGGAACAAGCGCAAGUGAUACGGGCUUGGGUAUCAGUGUAGGCUACGUGGACGCUUGGAAGUGA
Molecule: messenger RNA, 906 nt
Organism: Capronia coronata CBS 617.96
Lineage: Eukaryota; Fungi; Ascomycota; Eurotiomycetes; Chaetothyriales; Herpotrichiellaceae
Exons: 2
Coding region: 1-906 (301 amino acids)
Molecular function (GO): protein binding
Source: RefSeq, a predicted model, not a curated record